Messenger RNA from Protopolystoma xenopodis, 1129 nucleotides. NCBI's taxonomy places the organism in Eukaryota, Metazoa, Platyhelminthes, Monogenea, Polystomatidea, Polystomatidae. The record is from the annotation of a GenBank genome assembly.
UACCAACAAAUCGACUCUUCUGCCCGGUCCAGCUGGUCCGACUACUUCGACAUUUCUGCCCGGACCGGCUUCUCUGCUCGGCCCAAUCGGUAUCACCAGUUCGGCUCUUCUGCUCCGCCAGACCGGUACCACUGGUCCGACGCUUCUGCCGCCCCAACGGACGGGGCCUCGAGCCGACGGCCCGCAGGGCAUGUCGACUCGUCGACACUGCGACUGCUGCCUGCCCGGUUUGUCGGGCCACCGAGGGCUGGGAGAACCGGAGAAACGCCUGCAGCCGCUACGCGAAGCCAAGUCUACGCCAAGCAUGCCGACUCGCGGGGAGUCGACAGAUCGGCAGGUGAAUGUCGACGCAACAGGCGUCGGCGUCGGCGUCGGCGUCGAGUGGUCCUCCCUGACGAGCCGGCCAGUCAGAGACGAGUCUACAGAAGAGCGGGCCGACGCGGUCGAAGCGGCGGGCAGAAGCGCGGAUGGUGAGAUCGGCCAGACCGGGCCCGCAUGGCCAUCGGGCGGAGCGCUGCGCUCCUAUUCGCACCACCAGUUGGGCGGUCGUUUGUUCGAGGCCGAGCUGUCGCGUGAGCUCACCUGUCCCGAGGGUCUGUCAGCCGCUCAUCUGCCCGUCGCCUCAACUUCCCCAAUGGCAGACGCUCUCGUGCAGGCCUCGAGCACGCUGAGCCAGCAUCGCUACUCCGACAGACUGGCCGACGACGCCAGUCUCCUCGUCUACCAGUCGGACACGAACACGGAGCUCAUCCUUCAGACCCCCGGCGGCAAGGCCAGCCGUCGCCGGCGCUCAGGUCCGGGCAGUUGCGAUGGAGCAUACACUCCCAACAGCCCAGCCUUCCAACAACAACAACAGCACAGCCACAACCGGAAAGAGGCAGGUCAUUUACCGACCCAGACCAGACGCCGGGGACAUCGGGCCUCGAGUGGAGGGCAGGUACGGGCCAGCUCGAGCCUCGGUAGUGCCGCAGGAACCGGCAGUCGGUAUUCUACACUUUCAAGUGGCCAACUCCACUUGGACGGACAACAAUAUCAGCAUCAUCAUCAUCACCAUCAUCACAACCACAGCCAGUCGACUGGGCUCAUCAAGUCUCCAAUCAGCGUGUUGGCCAGCUGUAAAGGCAAGUAA